AUGGCCGACUACGCGAAGAAGAAGAACGACGAGCUCGCGACUCUCUGCAAAGAUCGCGGUCUCCCUCACACUGGCAAGAAGGCCGAUCUAGUGAAGCGCUUGGAAGAAUAUGACACGAAAAUCGCAGCCAGCGCCGCUACAGCAAAGCCCGCCGCGAACGAGGACGAGAUCGAUUGGGAUGAUGAGCCAGCAACAGAGACCGCCGAGGCCGCGACGAACGAGGCGGCCGCGAAUGCCAUAGCUGCUGGUGGUCAAGGUCAGGUGCCGAACCCUCAAGCUGUACCCAAUCAAGAAGCCGCAAUCGACCCAGCCAAGACCGACGAGCUUGACGUUGCGCCUCCAGCAGCACCCGAGCCCGCCGCGGCCGAGGAGAAGAAAGAGGAGAAGGACUUCAGCACGGGUCUUGCGGAGCGCACGCUCGAGGAAGAGAUUGAGAAGCGCAGAGCACGACUGCGCAAGUUUGGAGUGCCGGAGGACGAUGAAGAGUGGAAGAAGCUGGAGCGCGCACAGAAGUUUGGGAGCAGCGAGAGUCUUGGAGGCUUGAACAAGGCUCUGUCGGACGCGAAGCCGGGCAGGAAGCGUGGCCGAGACGGAGGCGCGAAGAAUGAUGGCGGCAACCACGGAGACAGGAAGAGAAGCCGUGGUCGACCAGGCAGGGAACAGGGCGGUAGCGGUGCCGGUGGCAGGAAGCCCGAGAAGGAGAGCAACAGCAAUGGUGGCUAUCCGAGCUGGAUGACCCAGGCUGAUAAGGAUGCUGCCGACCGUCGCAAGGCUAAGUUUGCGACGGCAUAG
Molecule: messenger RNA, 792 nt
Organism: Lecanosticta acicola
Lineage: Eukaryota; Fungi; Ascomycota; Dothideomycetes; Mycosphaerellales; Mycosphaerellaceae
Source: the annotation of a GenBank genome assembly